Paramecium primaurelia is the source of this 2587-nucleotide messenger RNA. NCBI's taxonomy places the organism in Eukaryota, Ciliophora, Oligohymenophorea, Peniculida, Parameciidae. The record is from the annotation of a GenBank genome assembly.
AUGUUAAAAUUGAAACCUUCAGAAUCAGCUCCAAAUUCAAUUAAAAUGCCACAUUUAAAAGCUAAAGACUUAGAUAAAAAAAGUAUUACAAAUAUAUAUUUAUUAUAGAUGAAAUGGAUAAAGUAAUCUAAUAACAAAUAAUUAUUGAACCUGAAAUAGUUAGAUUUGCAGGUUUUGAAGUAGGUAAAUUAAAUUUACUUAAAAUUCGUGUGAUUAAUAAGUAUCUUUAACCAUAAAGAAUUUUGGUUAUACCUCCUAAAACUAAUUUUUUCAAUGUUAAAUAUGAUAAAAAAGGAGCCAUAGCUUCUGGAAUGUUUGAAGAAAUUUAUAUUUCAUUCAAACCCUUUGAAUAUAAAUAAUACUAGGAUAAUAUGAGAAUCAACACUUAAUUUGAUUCAAUUGUGAUUCCAAUACAUGCUUUUCCAGCAAUCAAUAGAGAUUAUUUAAGAGAUCUAUUUCCUCGUUAUUUAGAUUUUGGUACACUUGAAUUAGGUGAAUAGUUUUCUUAAGUAUUUCUUUCAUGUAAAAUAGAGAUUUCCAAUACAAAAUAAGGUACCACUUAACUUUGACUUUGAAUUCAUCAUUAUCAAAGACAAUAUGGAUUUUAGAAUAACUCCUUUAAGAGGCACUAUUCCUGAUAAAGGAGUAACUGAAAUAGAAAUACUUUAUAGACCUUCCAUAAAUGUAACUGUCUAUAUGGAAGUGGAAUUGAUUGUAGGAUCUGUAGACUUUGAACCUUUACCAAUCAAAUUAAUGGGAACUGGUAGAUCAUAAAAUGAUAAAAAUCUAAGUAGAAUUAGAAGACCUGCUUCAGUAAGAAAACUACAUUCUAUUAUUCAAUAACCAAAAUAAAAUCAAAAAUUGAUUCCAAAAGAUUUAUAAUCAUCUUAAGAAAAUAUUGAUGAAUAUUCUAUACCUGAAUAAUCUCCAUAAGUUAUUUAUGAGGCUACUGGAGGAAAUGAUUAAGUGGAAUAGUUUUAUCCAAUCAUAAAACCAACCACUAAAAGAAUUAGACCAUAAAUAAUUGAAAAUGAAGUUUUGGAAAUCAAAUAAGGUGUAUCUUUAUAAGGUAGAUAAGUUAAAGAGAAAUAAUAUCUUGAUCAUUUUAAUUAAAUAGCAAAUCUUGAUAAAGAAAAAGAAAAUAAACUCAAAUAAUGUAUAGGGGAUUCACCAAUUUAAAAAGAAACUAUAUCUGAAAUAAUGAGUCAACGAGAACAAUUUAAUUAAUAAAUGUUAAAUUAGAUAUAUUAAAGUGGUAUUACAAGAUAUCAACUUUAACUUAAUAUUGAUAAUGCAGUUGCUGAUUAAAUAUUACCAAAAUAUGAAUGUCAAUGGGAUUUUGAAAAAAAUGAUGUUAUAAAAAUCAAAAAAAUAGUAAGACUUUUAUUUUCUAUUAGUUUUGAAACUAAAAAAAUUCAUCUAUGCAGUAACAAGAGUUAUAUAUAGAAUCAGAUUUGAUAAUAGAAUGUCUAAAAUUAGAGCAUUUCUAAAAGGAGCAACAAAAAGAUCAGAAGUUGAAAAAUUAGUCAAUCAAGAUUGGUAAAAAGCAGAAUAUGCAGGUGUUGGCAAAAAAGAUUUUGUAAUUAUAUAAUAUAUAUAAUAAGAUUGCCUUUACUUUUGAAUUUGAAGAAAAUUGUAUUGGGAAAUUUGCACUUCCUGUUUAAUACCAAGAAACAAAUACUUAUUCAUUUAAAUUUGAUAUUAAUCCUAGAACAGGAUUUGAUGAUUGGGCUCCAAUUGAAUAAAUUCCUUAAUCUGAUUAAGAGGUUAUGCAAUAUAAAAAUUGGGAUUAUCCUCAAUUAGUAUAUCAUCCUCCACUUUUAUAAUAAGUAGUUUUUAGAGAUGGAGCUGAAGAAGAAAAAGCAGUAAAAGGGAAAAUGGGUCCAAUUCAAAAUAUUUUAUCAACUAAUCAGAAAUUAGAAGAAACUAUAAAAAUUGUGAUGCAAAAGCCUCCAGAAUAUGAAGGAGUUUAAUUAUUAUUACCUCAUAAAACUCUUUAAUGCUAUUUGCCAUAAGAUACUUGUAAUCUAAUAGAAACUUCAUUUUUAUUAAAUUAUAGAACAAUAUCUAAUAUAGGAUCAGAUUUAGAUCUUGAAGCUUCUAAAAAUAAUUCAAUAAUAAAACAAGAAAUUAGUAAUAGAUAGCCAGGAUAUAAUAAUUUAAAUUUACUAUAUGAAUUAAAAUUAGAUUAAUUUUAUUAUUAAGAGAGAAAUAUGUAAUUAGCCUAUGAUUUUGGAUUUGAGGAUUAAAUUGAAUAAUAUUGUGCCUCAUUAAUGCAUGAUAAAGAAAAAGAUGAUUAUAUAACAGAUGAUAGUGAUGAAGAGAGACCACCUUAGCCAGUUCUUGUAGAUCAUAAUGAAUGGCUUACAAAGUUAGAAUAAGAUGAUAAAGCACUUUAACCAUUUAAAUAAGGGGAAAUUAUAGAUCAAUAAGAAUUACUUAAGAAUAAAAUAGAUACAAAUUUAAUGUAUAUAAUUAUUAAAAAUGAAGGUUUGAAAAAAAUAAAUGGAUCUCUACUGUUCCUUCUAAGACAAACGAUUACAAUAAAUUUAUUAUAAAAAAUGAGAAUAAAAUCAUUAUCUUAUGA